Messenger RNA from Microtus ochrogaster (prairie vole), 2086 nucleotides. RefSeq names its product chromosome 1 C14orf39 homolog (gene C3H14orf39). Bases 37 to 1794 code for a protein of 585 amino acids. NCBI's taxonomy places the organism in Eukaryota, Metazoa, Chordata, Mammalia, Rodentia, Cricetidae. Gene Ontology annotation, cellular component: central element. Gene Ontology annotation, biological process: homologous chromosome pairing at meiosis; spermatogenesis; oogenesis. The record is from RefSeq and is a predicted model, not a curated record. The transcript is spliced from 19 exons.
CGUGGGAGGCAGAGGCAGGGGAGUCUCUGAUCCAAGAUGACGGACAGCCUGUUUGUCAGUUUGGACAGGCUUUUGUUAGAAUUUGUUUUCCAGUAUGAACAAGACAAAAGUACUAAAGAAGCUAUGGUUCAAAGAAUUAAUACAUGCCUUGAAAGUAUUAAAGAAAACAAAGCAAAUGUUUCUAAUAUAUGUGAAGCCAUAAACAAAACAGAUGAGGAAAUUGCUUAUUACUGUAAACAUAGUAAAGAAAUGAAAGACUGCUAUAGUAACUGGAAGCCAACAUGUGAUGUUUUUCAUAAACAUGAAGAUUAUAUACAAGAUCAACUUACUGUUUAUCAAGAAACCAAUGAAAAAGACAAAAAAAUGUAUCAUGGUUAUAUAUGUCAGUAUGAAGAUGUUUUGAAACAAUACCAACUAAAAUACUCAGAAACACGUUUUUCAUGUAAAUAUUAUGAGAAGAAAAAAGAACAUGAAGAACUUCAAAACAGAGUGUUGGCAUGUACUGAACAACUAAAACAUUAUGAAACUAUUCUUAUGGAACUUCUAGUUCCUGCUCCGUUCUCAUCACUUACUAAAUGGACAUUACACAUAGUUAAUUUGAGAUAUAAAACACAAGACAUUCUUAAAUGUGCCAACAAUUUUACCAAGAGAUCACUUGAAUUGGAGAAAGAAGCAAAUGAUAUGGAAAUAGAAAUUAAUUCUUUAAAUAAGCAGAAUGCAAGACUUUUUGAAAGUAAGAAUUUUUCAGAAGCACUAGAAGAAAAGAAUAAAAAUACAGAAAAGAGAAAAGAAAUUAAAGAAAUAAUUUUUGAAAAAGAUGAGCACGUAUUGAACAGAUCGUCUCAGAGUAGCCAGUUACUAUCACCUUGUGAGUCUCAGAAAUUUGUAAGACUAAUAAAGAUGCAUUCUUCAGAACCAAGAGUUAAAGUCAAUCAAGAAGAAAAUUCAGUCAAUCAGUCAAAGUUUUCUAGUAGUGAUUUGAGACAAAAGGAAAAUGAUUCUCAGAUAUUUAAUGACUCUGAUAUGGAUAAUAGUUCAAAAUGUUCACAUGUUACAGCUGUCAAAACUUCACAAGGUUUUAUGCAAUUCAGGUUGAAUCAAUCAAAUUGCAGUCAAUGGAUUGAACAAGGACUUACAGAGUGUGACCGUUAUUCCCAACUGCAUCUAACCUCCCUGGGAGCAGAGGGUGAGUCAAAACAGAGUACUACGACACAAACACCAGGAGUUGAUGCUGGGUGUGGAAAUAAAGAGACAGUAAGACAACUAAGAGACUCAAAUUAUACUCCACAGGCAAUGCACAUAGAACGCUUUGGAAAAUCAAUAGAAAAUAAAAGUACUGAAGAUGAAGAAAGGGCUGAGAAUUGUCCAAAAACUCCUGAAACUCCUUUAUUUCUAAAAUCUCUGGACACUGUGAAGACAUCUGAGUCUGUAGAGAAAAUGCAGUUCCCUAACAGCACCUUCUUUGAAAUUAACAGAACAAGAAAUGUAGUACCUGAUGGACAAAAACAAAAGGAUUCUCCUGGAUUCUCAUUUCUUACGAGUUAUACUUCUAGAUCACCUGGACUAAAUUUAUUUGAUUCCUUUGUUUCUGAUUCAGAAAUCUCAUCAGAUCAGUUUAAUGAACAUUACUCUGCAGUAAACCUAAAUCCUCCUUCAUCACAACAAGAAAUUGGAAACUUAUUUGGGAAAUCAGAAGGAGACGAUACCUUCACGUUUUCUUUUCCCUCAAACUCUUCAACUCAUACAUUUGGAACUGGAAAAGAUGACUUUAGUUUUCCAUUUUCUUUUGAAUAGAAUCAAAAAAUGAGGUUAUUUAAGUAUUGAAUGUUUUAUUUUUACUGUGGCAUAAGCUAAUCAUUAUUUAAUUUGAUUUUGACUUUGUAAACCCUUUCAGACGGUCCUUCUAUCAAUAUUUUUCCAUUAAUUUUAUAUAAUAUUAAGUCCAUUUCUCCCUGGAAUUUGAGUUUUAGUUUGGUAAUAUUUUAGUUAUUUUGAUAGUAACAAGGAUAUUUUCAAAUGUUCAGAAGACCUUUUAAUGAUAACUGUGCAGAAUUCAUACUUUAGCAAUUAAAAGUCUUGGAAUCAC